This is a messenger RNA of Sclerotinia sclerotiorum 1980 UF-70, 1509 nucleotides long. RefSeq lists its product as hypothetical. Lineage: Eukaryota; Fungi; Ascomycota; Leotiomycetes; Helotiales; Sclerotiniaceae. Bases 1 to 1509 code for a protein of 502 amino acids. The transcript is spliced from 9 exons. The record is from RefSeq and is a predicted model, not a curated record. Gene Ontology annotation, molecular function: nucleic acid binding; zinc ion binding.
AUGUCUUGGGGAGUUCCAGCUGGUGGUGACGAUUGGGGAAGUGGCGGGGCUGUUGCUACCAAUGGCGGCGGCGGUGGUGAUUGGGACACUCCUGCGGUUGGCUCCUCUGAGAAAUAUGGAGGUGAUGCCUUUAAUGAUGGUGCCGAAGCGGAGAACGAUUAUGGUUACGGUGGUGGAGAGGAAACUGGAGAUGGUGGUGGUGGCUUUAGUGGUGCAUGCUUCAAUUGUGGUCAAGAAGGCCAUUCGAAGGCCGAAUGCCCAGAACCUCCAAAGGCACGCCCAUGCUUUAAUUGUAGCGAAGAAGGUCAUACAAAGGCCGAGUGCACCAAUCCAGCAGUUCCCCGCGAAUUUAGUGGUACUUGUCGCAUCUGUGAGCAACAAGGUCAUCGUGCUUCUGAUUGCCCUUCUGCUCCACCUAAGCUUUGUAAUAACUGCAAGGAGGAAGGCCAUUCAAUCCUUGAGUGCAAGAAUCCUCGCAAGAUCGAGCGCAACGAUGUCGAAGAUGUCGCAGCUGAAGUUGCUUGGGAAAAUUUGAUCAAGCAAUCUCAAGAAGGCGACUUCGAUGACAUGAAGGAUGAGGUUAUGAAGUACAUCAAAGCAUCUCCAGAUGCUACCUAUGUGCAACUGGAAAAGGCUUUCCGUAGUCAGAAUAUUCCCAUCUAUCUUAUUGCAACGGAGAAGGAACUCACUCAGACCUUCACCAACAUGGACUUGCAAGGCAACCUGGACCGAAAGUACACUAUUUCUUGGCGCAAAUCAAGCAAGCAUAGUCGUCCCAAGGAGAAGGAAAAUUGGCCAGCUACUCCAGAGGAGAACUUGGAACGCCUUGCCGAUGCUGGCGAACCCGUUGAUCGUGGUGUUCCUCUUUGUUCCCGCUGCAGCGAACUCGGACAUAUCUCGAAGCACUGCACUCAGGAGGUAGGUGAGAGUGAACGUGUUCAAGUUCAGUGUUUCAACUGUAGUGAAAUUGGUCAUCGCGUUCGUGAUUGCCCAAUCCCUCGUGAGGAUAAGUUCGCCUGUCGCAACUGCAAGAAGUCUGGUCAUAGUUCUAAGGAUUGCACGGGGCCACGUUCUGCUGAGGGUGUUGAAUGCAAGAAAUGUAAUGAGAUUGGCCAUUUCUCUCGUGACUGCCCUACCGGUGGUGGUGGCGAUGGCGGUGUUUGUAGAAACUGCAAUCAACCUGGUCAUCACUCCAAGGAAUGUACCAAUGAGCGAGUUAUCAUCUGUCGCAACUGUGAUGCAGAGGGUCAUACCGGCAAGGAGUGCCCAAAGCCUCGUGACUAUUCUCGUGUUCAAUGCCAGAACUGCAAGCAGAUGGGUCACACCAAGGUUCGUUGCAAAGAGCCAAUUGUCGAAGACGACGCCGGCAAUGGCGAAGUGGCGGCUGAUGCUGGUGAUUAUGGUAACGGUGUUGCAGCUAACGAUGAGUACGCUUCUCUCGCUACUGCCAACGAUGAUAGCUGGGGUGGUGGCCGUGGCCAAGAGGUUACAUCCGGUGGUGGUUGGUAG